Molecule: messenger RNA, 2661 nt
Organism: Oncorhynchus gorbuscha (pink salmon)
Lineage: Eukaryota; Metazoa; Chordata; Actinopteri; Salmoniformes; Salmonidae
Product: dual specificity protein phosphatase 10-like
Exons: 4
Coding region: 297-1808 (503 amino acids)
Biological process (GO): protein dephosphorylation; negative regulation of JUN kinase activity
Cellular component (GO): cytoplasm; cytosol
Molecular function (GO): MAP kinase tyrosine/serine/threonine phosphatase activity; protein tyrosine/threonine phosphatase activity
Source: RefSeq, a predicted model, not a curated record
GCUCUCACUGUACAAAACGAAUGCAUUUAAUAUUAAUGAACUCGUGUAUUGGCUCUUACCCGUGUCAAUCCUAGAGUGCUUCUUCACUAGGUUGGUUGACCCCUUGUAUAUUAUUACUGAGGACCAGGCUAAAAGUAAAAAUGUUGCGGAUCCUCGGCACUGGGACAGGCUGAAUGGAGUCAACGUUGAGCGCAAAUAAAAUCAUUCUACAUUCACCCGGAGCGCACAAAAUAUUGUUUUACAAAAAUACGGGCAUCUUGUAGUUCUCCAUAGACGUCCCGACCCUCAGCCUCCACAUGCCUCCAUCUCCCCUUGACGACAGAAUUGUGGUGGCGCUGCCAAGGCCGAUCCGACCUCAGGAACUCCGACUGCGCCUGGACACCAGCUACCUGGACACCAGCUACCUGGACACCAGCUACCUGGACACUACUGUCACCAGCCCUGUCAGCAAGACGACCGUCAUCAGCACAACGGUGGUGAAGAUCCGGGCGACCAACCUCACUUAUAUGCCCUCAUCUAACGGCUCCACGCGCUCCCUGUCGUGUGGAUGCACCAGUGCCAGCUGCUGCUCGGUCACCACCUACGAGAAGGACAGCCAGCACAACCAGCGCCAGCAGCAGAGCCAUGUCAGCCAGGUGAGCGCCAGCAGCCCCAACCUCAGCUAUGCUGGACCCGCCUCCUCCAACCCCAUAGUCACGGGCAUGGGCAUGAUACACCAUGAGGCCUUCAGCGACCCUAGUCUCACCUCUGGCCCAACCAAGGCUCUAGGGUCCACUGUCCGGGUCAUCCACCCCAAUGAGCUGGCCAAGCGGAUGGCCAGAUGCCCCAUGGGCCACCCGGUCGGGCCGGUGCCGGUCAUCAUCGACUGCCGGCCCUUCAUGGACUACAACAAGAGCCACAUCCAGGGUGCAGUACACAUCAACUGUUCGGACAAGAUCAGCCGGCGACGGCUGCAGCAGGGCAAGAUCACCGUGCUGGACCUGCUCUCGUGCCGUGAGUCCUCCGGCAAGGACUCCUUUAAGGGCAUCUUCUCCAAAGAGAUUGUGGUGUACGACGAGAGUACAAUGGAUCCCCAGAGGGUGACCUCCUCACAGCCCCUUCAUGUGGUCCUGGAUUCGCUGAAGAGGGAGGGAAAGGACCCCAUUGUUCUCAAAGGGGGUCUCAGCUGCUUCAGACAAAACCACCAGAACCUGUGUGACCACUCCCUCCACCUCCACGAGAGCCUGGAUGCCGGAAUAGGCGUCAGCGGGGCCUCCGGCCACACAGGGGCACUACCUCACUCUAUGUCCCUGCCCUCCACGCCGGACAUCGAGGACGCCGAGCUGACGCCCAUCCUGCCCUUCCUGUACCUGGGCAACGAGCACGACGCGCAGGACGCCCACAGGCUACAGCGCUACAACAUCGGCUUUGUGCUCAACGUCACCACUCACCUGCCGCUCUACCACUAUGACACAGGCCUGUUCAGCUACAAGCGGCUGCCAGCCACCGACAGCAACAAGCAGAACUUGAGGCAGUACUUUGAGGAGGCGUUUGAAUUCAUCGAGGAAGCACGGCAAGCGGACAUGGGCCUCUUGAUCCACUGCCAGGCAGGCGUGUCUCGCUCGGCCACCAUCGUCAUUGCCUACCUGAUGAAGCACACCUGGAUGACCAUGACUGACGCUUACAAGUUUGUCAAGACCCGGCGGCCCAUCAUCUCCCCCAACCUCAACUUCAUGGGCCAACUGCUGGAGUUCGAGGAGGAUCUGAACAACGGCAUCACACCACGCAUCCUCAUGCCAAAGCUCAUCGGUGUGGAGACCAUGGUUUAGGAGGACACCUGCCAUUCCUGGUUUAAGAGGACAUCCCACUCACUCUACGGGCUACUCUUGACAGGCUGAUUCUGAGAGCAAAAUCACUUUAUUUCAGAAUCUCCUAGUCAUGCUCUUCUGGGACUGUCACAGGAGUGCCAAGGUUCUGGGUCAACGGCGAUGAGAAACACCCCAGAAUACCUGCUGUUCCGAACUGGCUGGCUUCCUGGAGGAACAAGAGUGUUGGGGAGAGAAAACGGUCAGUGGGAAGCUAUUGUGCAUGACCAUGGAGGAGCAAAAACAUGUAAGGAAAGGAAAAUAGAUGAACUAUUUCUGAAGAAAAAAAAACAGCAUGUACUGUGGGGACUUAGCAGGUUAGCAGUGAGAGAAACGGACUCUUCAGACUCACACUGUGCUGUGGCUCACGGUUAUUGUUGCAGGCAGGCUGGGGCCGAGCUGGCCGAGGCGGUGCCUGUCAGAAAAGAUGAAGACUUGUUUGGUGUGUUAAUGUUCUUGUUCUAUUUUUAUACAGGGGUUUAUGGGGGUGACCAUGACAAGCCCAAAGUGGCUUACUGUGCAAUAAUGUCUGAGUGGAAUGCGGCUGGGAGCCUGAUCUUAUGUGUAUAUAUGGGUAUUCAAUGACGAUAAAACAUUUCCAUUUCGCCACUGAUUUGACAUGAAGUAACCUUUUUUGAAUUAAUUGUUGUUAUCGAUUCUGUAUUUUUUUUACGCAUACCAUUGAGCUGUUACACUAUAUAUAUAAAAGUAUUUGGACACCCCUUCAAAUUACUGGUUUUUGGCUAUUUCAGUCACACCCGUUGCUGACAGGUGUAUACAAUCGAGCACACAGCCAUGGAAUCUCCAUAGCCUAACA